ACGGAGGGAUGGAAUCCGUAUGUAAAUCAUCUUAACCUCCCUCCAGAACCUCGGCUCCCGUUUCUCUUUCUUCUCUUCACGGCAGGAAUCGUUUUCAGUCGCUGCCGCCUGGAAUCUGUGUGUGUGUGUGUGAGUGUGUAAGAGGGGGAUUUCUUGCCUGCCUUGACCCCGAGCAACCAUGGUCAAAGCAGAAGAUGCCCGAGAGGGCCGUCUCCGUGACGACGAGCCCAGCCCGCCGAAACCCACGCGGGGAGAGGUGGCGCUCAGUUUCAUAACGAGGACCAAAGUUCACGGUUUGAAGUUCGUUUUCUCCCCGGACAAGUCCAAACCUCAGCGGGUCGUCUGGGUCACGGCCUUCUGCCUGUGCGUGGGUCUCCUGUGCACCUGGUCCUGGAACCGGAUCUUCUACCUGAUGUCCUACCCCGCCGUCACCAAGAUCUACAUGGUGUGGGCUCACAACAUGUCCUUCCCCGCCGUCACUUUCUGCAACCAGAACGCGUUCCGCGUGUCCUCGCUCACCAAGGAGGACCUGUACCACAUCGGCUACUGGAUGGACCUCAUGCACGCCAACCGCACCGCGAUGGAGGGAAGCGUCUCCAUCCUCAGGGACGGCCACAAGCAGGGGCUCCUGGGCCUGCUGGACUUGGACAGCCACGCGCCGCCCCCCGACCACGGCGCCAACACCACGGAGAUGAUGGGACGCCUCGGCCACCAGCUGGAGGAGAUGCUGCUGGAGUGCAGGUUCCGAGGGGAAAGCUGCACCCACAGAAACUUCAGCACCAUUUACACGCGCUACGGAAAAUGCUACACGUUCAACUCCGGCCUGGACGGAAACCCCUUGCUGACCACGCUGAAAGGCGGCACGGGCAACGGGCUGGAGAUCAUGCUGGACAUCCAGCAGGACGAGUACCUGCCGGUGUGGGGAGAGACAGAUGAGACGUCCUAUGAGGCCGGCAUAAAGGUGCAGCUUCACGCUCAGUCAGAGCCCCCGUUCCUCCACCAGCUGGGCUUCGCCGUCGCCCCCGGCUUCCAAACGUUCGUCUGCAGCCAGGAGCAGAGGCUUCAUAACUAGCCGCCGCCGUGGGGGGACUGUAAAGUCCACGCCCAUAGACUCGGAGUAACUCUUCACGUAAAGAUCACCGCCUGCCGCAUCGACUGUGAGACGCGCUACCUGCUGGAGAACUGCAACUGCAGAAUGGUCCACAUGCCCGGGACCUCGACCGUUUGCACACCUGAGCAGUACAAAGACUGUGCAGACCCGGCUUUAGACUUUUUGGUAGAGAAAGACAACGACUACUGCGUCUGUCAGACCCCCUGCAACAUGACUCGCUACGGCAAGGAGCUGUCCAUGGUGAAGAUCCCCAGCAAGGCGUCCGCUAAAUAUCUGGCUAAGAAAUUCAACAAAACGGAGCAGUACAUCGGAGAAAACAUACUGGUCAUGGACAUCUUCUUUGAAGCUCUGAAUUAUGAGAAGAUCGAGCAGAAGAAGGCCUAUGAAAUUGCAGGGCUCCUCGGGGACAUCGGAGGUCAGAUGGGGCUGUUUAUUGGAGCCAGUGUCUUAACAAUCCUGGAGAUAUUUGACUACCUAUAUGAGGUGUUUAAGGAUAAAGUAUUGGGAUACUUCAUACGGAAGAAGAGACCACAGCGCUGUCAGAGCGACAAUCUGGAGUUUCCAGAGAACCAAACCAGCCCUGGUGUCACGCCUAAUCAUGCCCCCAGAGCACCUGUGACACCCUCCGGAGUCACUCGGACAGCCUCGGAUUCACGCCGAACAUGUUACCUCGUCACCCGACUUUAGGCAACUUCGAGGAGUUCGCUUGUUGACAACAUAAGGAUGUGGGGGGGG
Molecule: messenger RNA, 1846 nt
Organism: Gasterosteus aculeatus aculeatus (three-spined stickleback)
Lineage: Eukaryota; Metazoa; Chordata; Actinopteri; Perciformes; Gasterosteidae
Gene: asic1c
Product: acid-sensing (proton-gated) ion channel 1c
Biological process (GO): sodium ion transmembrane transport
Cellular component (GO): plasma membrane
Molecular function (GO): ligand-gated sodium channel activity; pH-gated monoatomic ion channel activity
Source: RefSeq, a predicted model, not a curated record